This is a messenger RNA of Schistocerca piceifrons (Central American locust), 3436 nucleotides long. It is a transcript of the gene EloA, whose product is annotated as transcription elongation factor B polypeptide 3. Gene Ontology annotation, biological process: transcription elongation by RNA polymerase II. The transcript has 9 exons. Lineage: Eukaryota; Metazoa; Arthropoda; Insecta; Orthoptera; Acrididae. The record is from RefSeq and is a predicted model, not a curated record. Bases 228 to 2663 code for a protein of 811 amino acids. Gene Ontology annotation, cellular component: nucleus; elongin complex.
AACUAUGUUUGGAGAAAUCUGUGCCGUGGUCUGAUUUGAUAAGGUUAUGGCAGAAAAGUAGAGGAAAAUACCGUCGUCAUAAAAAUAUAUAUAUUCUCAUGUAUCCCUAAUGGAGUAGAUGGUCACGAUCUGUAUCGCGAGAAUGACGAAUGUAUGACUGUCAAGUCGUACUUCGAAACAAAAAACAGUUAACUUUGACCUCGUAAGGAAACAGAUGUUACAACAAAAUGUCGGUUGUCGAUGUCAUUCGACAUUACCAACGCAGCAUAGAAAAAUGCCAGGAAGAUGAGGAAAGGAUGUUGCACUGCAUCAAUAAACUAUGUCGCCUACCAAUAACGGUUCAGCUUCUUAAGGAAACUGGUGUUGGCCGUACUGUAAAUGCAUUAAGGAAAUAUGAGGGGCAAGUUGGAGAAGCCGCAAAGUAUACUGUGAUGAAAUGGAAGCAGAUGGUUGCUGAAGAAGAGUCCAGUGAUGAUGAUGGAGAAGAAGCUGGAGAUGAAACUGGAACUGAGAUGCACACUGAACAAAUUGAUGAAACAAAUGCUAUAGAUGAAGAAGAAGAAGAAGAAGAAGAAGAAGAAGAAGAAGAAGAAGAAGAAGAAGAAGAAGAGGAGGAUGGUGGUGAUAGUGGAGGUUACACUGUUUUGGUAAAGGAGAACAGUAGACAUAGUCACAAAGAGAUUCACAGUAAAAGCAGGAAGGAUGAGAACCACAAGACAGAAAGUAGUAGACAUGAAUAUAAGUCACUCAAGGACAAAACACACAGGGAUGUAAACAGCAGCGAAAAAAAACAUAAGGACAGUCAUAAAACUCAAGAUUCAAACAACACAAGAGAGAGACAUUCACACAAGAGGAAGAGAGACUCAAGCAAAAAUCACAGACGUGAUGAAAAAAGAAAAAAGUAUGAUAGUGAGAAUGAAAACCUUUCGAAUGAAGGCUCAGAAUCACAAGAAAUGCUCAUUGACGAGCGAGUGACUGAAGCAAUUAAUGCAGAACGUUAUACAGAUGAAGAACAGGAGGAGGAAGAAGGUGGUGGUGAUAAUGAUGACGACGAUGACAGUAAUGAUGUCAGCGACCGUGACAGCACGUUAUUGGCUCCAGAGCAUGGAUCACAUUCAAAGCAGCACAGCAGCAGUUCAAGUAGUAGCCACCAUCACAAACAUCACAAAGAGUCACACCGAAAACAUGAUAAACAUAAAGAAAAGAAGGUCCACAGUAGUGAUAAACAUAGUAGAAAGAGUGAUAGUGACAAGGUAAAUGAAAGGACAGGUGCUAGUGACAGCAAAGAAAAACAUUCAAAGCAUAAAGAUCAUAAACAUGAACAUAAAAAUAAUAAACAUAAAGUCAGUAAUAAUACAGGUGAACUGAGGAAGGAAAAAAGUGAAAAUGUGAAACAAAAAACUGAUAGUGUUUUAAAGGACAGCAAUUCAUCAAAAACAGAUUCCAAAAAAAAGACAAAGGAGAAAACAGAUAGUGCAUCAAAAACCAACACUUCACACAAGCACCAUAAAUCGUCUGAUUCUAAACCAAAGGAAGUGAAAGAGAAAAAGAUAAAAAAAUCUGAACAUGUCAAUGAUGAGGAUGAUGAUGUUGGUGGUAUUAGUUCCAUGUCAGGAGCAAGCUUUGCAGAAGCCCUAGGUAUGGUUGACCCCAUGAUUAAGAAGAAGUCGACAAACUCUUCUGGAUCUAGCUCAAAUUCAAAAACAGCACGAAGCUCUAGCAGUAAGACAUCUGCAGUAGUAGAGAAAAGCAGCUCUAAGAGCAAAGAAAUGAAGCCACCCAAAGUUAUUCCAUCUGCCAAAGAUGAGCCAGUGCCACUCCUUUCAUCAUCAGUGAAGCUGGAGCCGCUCAAGGUGGAUUUGGAUGCAACUCUACCAGAAAUUAGUCCAAACUAUAGGCCAUUGCCUCAUCCAACUCUUGAUGCAAUGCCACAUAAAAAAAUAAAAGUCUUGUCAGAAGAAGAAGAACUUGCUCAAUUAAUGUCCCAAAAGAACCAGAGGACAAAGGUGUACUCUGGGCUGAAGAGUGGCAAAAGUUGGACUAAAGUGCCAACGCUCUUCGAUAUUUGUGUUAGAGUUCUGCAGGAAAAUAUAGAGGCAAUUGAGUACACAGGAGGUGUACCAUAUGACUUGCUUAAACCAGUCCUCAUUAUUGCUACACCAGAUCAGUUAUUCAUGCUAGAACAUUACAACCCCUACCUUAUUGAAGAAACUGAUGAACUGUGGGAAUUCCAUUGUAAGAAAUCAUUCCGCACAAAAGAGCGGGAAGAGAUGGAGACGUGGCGAGAAAUGUAUAUGCGCUGUGUAGAGGAACAAGAGGCUAAACUGAAGGCAUUGACAUCCAACAUACAACAGUCUAUUGCAAAAUCAACACCAAUUCGACAAACAAAGUUGGCAUAUGUUGACAGUAUUGCCAAACCGCCACGGAAUGUGGCAAAGCAACAGGCAAAAUAUGGCACUGCUGGACCUGUUGUCAUUAGCAAAGGAAGCCCAGUUAAAGGAGCAAAGACAGGCAUGGGAAGACAGAAUUCUGGUCCUAGCACAUCAGCGGCUCCUGUACCUGUUCCCCCACCAAGGAGUGUGCAAUCAGCUGCCAAAGUCAAACCUCGGAUGGCACCUUUGAUGCAGAAGACAAUGAAACUUGUGAAGAGCUUCAAAAGAUGAUGAUUCUUGUAUUUAGAGAAUAUUUCAUGGAUGGCUGGUCAUUGUUAUUUUCGUUUAGCAUCUGUGAGUUUUAUCGAUGAUUCUAAUUGAGUUUUACAAAGAAAAUAUUCUAAAUACGUUGAACCAGUGUGGAAGAGUAAUGUGCUUCUGUGAUGUGUUAUACAAAGAAAUUAUGACCUCUUUCCUUUACAUCUCCACUCUUUUGACAGCGGGAUGCAAUCUGAUCCGGACUCCAAUGAUGUGCAUAUAAUUUUAAUCUUUUUAAAUGUGAAAUAAUCAAAAGUAAAUGACUUAUGGAGGAUGAUAUAUAUAUAUUAGAUAUAUAUUUAUAGGAGGAAGAAGUAUGUGACCUACUGUGUUUGUGAAGCAUCUGGAAAAAGCUGUGUAUUGUAUAGCAGGACUAUUUUUCAGUUGAGUAGGUGAACUGAACUCUUAAGAACAAUGAAUUUUGCAUUUUUAGCAAGUUAUUUAGUUCCUAUAAAAAAUAGAUAGCCUGCACAAUUGGUAUCAAGUUGUGAUGUGUUCUUAUUGUUAAAAUUUUAUUAUUUUAAUUUAUAAAGCACCCAGAUGUAUUCUGUUGCUAAUGGAUUUAUCAGUUAUCUCUUUUGCUGAAACAAAAGAGUCAUUGGGUUUGUUGUUGAUGACUUCUGUCAGUAUCUUGCUUAUGCUAAGCUAUCUUUAUUUGACCAAUGAAAUAAAUAUAACCAUUAUGUAAUUUUAGUGUUGUUUAAAAUAAAGAUACUUUUGUGAUGUGAGUACUCACAAUCAUCUCA